UGUUGUGGGAGAUGAACAGAAGCAUGGCCUGGAAUCCCUGGAAGUUCUUCUUCCUUUGUAUUAUCUUUUUCCAUCUCGCAAUUGGUAAAACAAAGGGCGCUAACCUUCCUUAUCUUGCCCUAGAUUGCAGUGACCCAAGAAUCAAUGACAACAGCCCCCAUCAGACCAACAUAAGGACCCUCCUCUCUUCCUUAUCUUCCAACGCUACAGACAAUGCCAACGGAUUCUACAACAACACAAUCUUUGGCACAGACUUCCUUGACACUGCCUAUGGUCUUUUCAUGUGCAGAGGUGAUGUUCUUCCUGACGCCUGCAAAUAUUGCGUCGCAAACGCAACCCACACUCUGUCUACAGACACAAACUGUUUACUGUCCGGAAUGGGUGUGAUUUGGUACGACGAGUGUAUGGUUCGGUAUUCCAACUUCUCUUUCUUCACCAGAGUGAACAGAUUUCCCGCACGUUGGAUGUGCAACACGGCCACUGUCUCCUCCGACUCAUCAAAUUUCAUGAGUUUGUUGGACAACACAUUGCUAGAAGUUGUAACAGAAACUGCCAAUUCUACAAACAGGUAUUUCACAAAGCAAGAAAACUUACCGGACUUUCAAACUCUUUACUGUCUAGGUCAGUGCACACAAGACCUUUCAUUCGAACGAUGCCAUGACUGUCUUAAUCAUGCAAGAGAAGAUAUUCCAACAUUUAGUUCUGGAAAGCAAGGAGGAAGAGUUCUGUAUAGCAGUUGUACCAUCAGGUAUGAACUGUACCCUUUCUACCGCCUCACCGAUGAGGGACCAAAAGGACUCGUCCCCGAAACACAUUAUACAAACAGAGAUUCUGAAUAUUCACAAGAUCCUGGCUAUAUUUUUCUCAACUGCUCAAACAACAAAAUUGAUGCUGAUUUCAUAUCCAACCUCCGAACCCUCCUCUUUGACUUGUCUUCUAACGCCACCUCUAAGUCUGGAUUCCAGACGCAAGAGGGAACAGCAUAUGGCCUCUUCAGGUGCCGUAUCGACAUUGACCCUCCUCACCUCUGUGAACAAUGCAUCAAAAACGCAACAGACAAAAUAACUUCCGAGUGUGGUUUGGCUUAUGCGGAGGCUGUAAUAUGGUACAAUCACUGCUGGCUUCGCUAUUCCGACAGAAAUUUCUUCUCCACCGCCGAAACAAUUCCAAGAUUUCGGAAUCUGAAUAUCAGCAACAGUUCGAUACAGUACUCCAUUGCUUCUGAAUUAUCAAACCAGUUAGCUAAGGUGGCCAACAUGACAGGAGACACUGAUAACAAAUUCCUGACAGAUGAAUCUCUGAAAUUAAAUGAUGAACAAACAGUGUUUAUUCUUGGUCAAUGUUCAUCGGAUCUAUCAAGCGGUGGUUGCAGUGGGUGCCUCAGUGAUAUGAUUGGAACGGCAAUUCCAUGGAGAAGUUUGGGAAGCGUGGGUGGACGAGUUAUGUAUCCGAGCUGUAUUCUUCGCUUUGAAUUGUUCCGGUUUUACAAUCUCACGCCUCCCUCACCAUCUGCUCCUCCUCCCUCACCAGGAGAAAGUCAAUCAAGAACAAUUAUCUUGAUCAUUACUUCCAGCAUAGUUGUAUCAGGAAUACUUUUCACCUUUUGUUAUUAUUUGAUACGAAGAAAGACCAGAAACAAUAAUAGAACUAUUCUUCAAGAGAAUUUUGGACACGAAAUUUCAACUAUAGAAUCUUUGCAAUUCAAUCUGCCAACAAUUGAAGCAGCAACAAAUAACUUCUCACAUGACAACAACAUUGGAAAAGGUGGAUUUGGAGAAGUUUACAAGGGCAUUCUUUAUGACGGACGAUCCAUUGCUGUAAAAAGACUUUCAAGAAAUUCUAGGCAAGGCAUACAAGAGUUUAAAAAUGAGGUUCUAUUAAUAGCCAAACUUCAACACAAAAAUUUGGUGGCUUUAAUAGGAUUUUGUCUUGAUGAACAAGAAAAAAUACUUAUCUAUGAAUAUGUGCCGAACAAGAGUCUAGACUACUUCUUAUUUGAUACUAAACAAGAAAAAGUUUUAAGUUGGAGUGAGCGUCACAAAAUCAUAGAUGGAAUUGCUCGAGGAAUUGUAUAUUUACACGAACAUUCUCGACUUAAAAUUAUACAUCGUAAUCUUAAACCUAGUAAUGUACUACUAGAUGAAAAUAUGAAUCCCAAAAUUUCAGAUUUUGGACUUGGUAGAAUUGUUGAAAUAAAUCAAGAUGAGAAAAGUACAAGUAGAAUUAUUGGCACGUAUGGCUAUAUGUCUCCAGAAUAUGCUAUGUUUGGACAAUUUUCUGAGAAAUCUGAUGUUUACAGUUUUGGUGUUAUGAUUCUAGAGAUUAUUAGUGGAAAAAAGAAUACAUGUUCACAUGAAUCACAUCAUGUUGCUGAUAGUCUUAUAAAUUUUGUUUGGAGACACCGAAGGGAUGAAACAACAUUGAAUGCAUUGGACUCAAAAUUAAAAGAAAAUUAUUCUAACAUUGAAGUUAUGAGAUGCAUUCAAAUUGGUCUAUUGUGUGUUCAAGAAGAUCCAGAUGCUAGACCUACAAUGAUAGAAAUUGUUUCAUAUCUUAGUAGUCACGCAGUUGAGUUGCCAUCUUCACAAGAGCCAACAUUUCUCUUGAAUCAAAAAAUAAAUCCAAUUGUUGCACAUGAAUCAAGUUCAGGUCAAGAUGGCAGCAACUCCAUACCAUCUUCUAGCAAUACCAUAUCUAUAAGUGAAUUUUAUCCUCGAUAAUUCACUUUUUUAUGUACUAUUUAUUUAUGUUUUAAUAUAUUUUAAUAUAUGUCACAUAGUUUAAAUUAUGAAGUUUGCUUUGUGAGUGUGUUUUCUUAGAGAGUGUAAGACUUUUCCACUUAAU
Molecule: messenger RNA, 2844 nt
Organism: Vigna angularis (adzuki bean)
Lineage: Eukaryota; Viridiplantae; Streptophyta; Magnoliopsida; Fabales; Fabaceae
Product: cysteine-rich receptor-like protein kinase 25
Exons: 7
Coding region: 12-2720 (902 amino acids)
Biological process (GO): protein phosphorylation
Molecular function (GO): ATP binding; protein kinase activity
Source: RefSeq, a predicted model, not a curated record